This is a messenger RNA of Huiozyma naganishii CBS 8797, 534 nucleotides long. RefSeq lists its product as uncharacterized. The record is from RefSeq and is a predicted model, not a curated record. The transcript has a single exon. The coding region runs from base 1 to 534 and encodes 177 amino acids. Lineage: Eukaryota; Fungi; Ascomycota; Saccharomycetes; Saccharomycetales; Saccharomycetaceae.
AUGUGGAAGGCACCAAGAAAGAGCGUUUCUUUUUUUGGGGCCCUGGCGUCUUGCGCGGAGAACGCCGGGGGUUGUUCCGGAGGGUUGUUCCGAAAGACGGGUAACAACGGUUUCCACGUGACAGUCACGGGACCUCCGGUGUCUGGGUGCCGGUGCUCUGGUUGCCUGCCGUUGCUGCGCGUGUUUCUGGGGCCCGCCGUAUUCCCGCUUCGGGCCACACGACCUUUUCCCCUUCGGGAAAUAACACGCUCUCGCGAGACGGCACAGGCAGCAGACCCCGCUCCUCCCUCGCAGGCCACCUGUCACUGCAAGAUAGGUCGACAAUGCCGGCUGGGGUACGUCUUACAGUUUCCCUUCUGCAACAGAACGGCUUCCGAGGCCCCUCUCCGAAAUGGUUCAACUUCGGCUGCUCCCGUCUACUGUGGAUCUUUUAGCCCCUUUCUUGGUAGUCUCCAUACCCCCCCCUCCCUCCCCUCCCCGCCUCGGAACAGCUCGUUUGGUUACAGCAAUUGGUGUGAGUAUAUAUAUAUAUAG